Molecule: messenger RNA, 1256 nt
Organism: Rhodofomes roseus
Lineage: Eukaryota; Fungi; Basidiomycota; Agaricomycetes; Polyporales; Fomitopsidaceae
Exons: 1
Coding region: 50-829 (259 amino acids)
Source: RefSeq, a predicted model, not a curated record
GUCAGCGUGCGCUGAUAAUGUAGGAUUACUGUUGUGCCAGUCACGCGGGAUGAGACAAAAUCGCCGUUCCAUGCUUAUAAGAAUAGUCGUAUUAUUUCAGCCGCAGCACGGAGGACAUCAGGUUGGACUGACGGUGUCAAGGAGCACACCAUCGAUCGUCGUCCUUGCAUCACUCAGCAGGAACAUGCAUUCCUCCCUCGCCCAACGGCUCCACAUCGCUCAGGAUGAACCAUGCCUACUUACCGACUUCGCACAUGCGGUGCAUAACUCCUCUGCCUCUAUCCGCGCUAGCCCAGUAGUUGCACUGGAGAGCUUCCACCUCUGUGACCAGACAACUCCGCUCUUCACGCCUCGCAUAUCUGGGAAGAUAACGCAUCAAUUUCUGAUGAUCAGUGUCGACUUCCGCACUUACCCUCCAGAGCAUCAUCCAUGGACGUACUUGCGCAUCGACUUCGAUGAGGAUCCCUUCCCAAACGGAAGCCAACUCGUGGCUCUUUCGGACGACCACGACGACCUGCGCGGAUACUCCAAAGGGCUCGGCCGCAUUGCAGCGCCAGACCAGCCUGUCGAGAACGGACCAUCCUUGGACGAUAUCGUGUCUUUGUUGGAGGCCGUACAUGGACAUACCUUCGGUGGAUACACCUGCUUCUCGCGGAUGUGGCUUACGGAGAGCAUCCUCUUGUCUGCCGCUCUGAAGCAUGCACAACACUGGAGUGCUGGCUACGUCCGGCCGAAGGCAUUACGGAGAUACGCCGAGCUGGAGAGUGACGUCGCCACUUGUACCACGGGGAUCCUGUAUCAUGAUCCCGGUUGGCUGGCCCUGGACUGAGGGCCCUGCGAAGCGUCUCUGCUUCCUUCACGCAGUCGCACCCGAACCGCGUCGAGGUGCACGAUGAAGACAUCCGGGUAAUCCUCGAGGAAUGGCAGCCUUCCGUACAGGCACGAUUCAUCUGAGUAUUGGCCUGUGGCAGGUGAAGUAUGCAUGCUCAGUGUCGUCCUGCGCCACUGCUGACACUCUGGUUUCUCAGCCCGUACGUUACUACAUGGCGCGGACGCACCUCUGAGGUUGUAAUGGACCCGAGACGCAGCUGCAUUAUUGUUGAGCGUUGGAUAUACAUGGAGGUGCUGUGCGUGUACACAGUGUAUCGUAUACAAGGCAUAUACGAUGCGACAACCUGCAGGCGAUAUCAGCUAACACAAAUGAGUUCACCUACCUUGUCCCCGAAUCUCACGUAGCGAGGAAGCGUUAUCUGCAG